Molecule: messenger RNA, 2807 nt
Organism: Vidua macroura (Pin-tailed whydah)
Lineage: Eukaryota; Metazoa; Chordata; Aves; Passeriformes; Viduidae
Exons: 2
Coding region: 999-1622 (207 amino acids)
Biological process (GO): viral process
Source: RefSeq, a predicted model, not a curated record
GCACGUGGGCAGCAUAUGAGAAGGAAGCUGAUUGGAUGAUAGGACGCAUGGACAGCGUAUGAGCAGGAAGCUGAUUGGAUGGUAGAAUGCGUGGACAGCAGCAUGGCAGCUGAGCCAGCCAAUGGGUGCCUGCUUUCUGUUGAAUUCUGUUACGUCUCGGAUUGGUUUCAGUUAUGUCAGGUAGAGAUUAAAGGUAUAAAAAGGGUGUGAUUUCUACAAUAAACUGAUCUCCUUCAGCUGCAUGAGGGAGUCUGUGUCACUUUGUUCCCCACUGCUACAAAUGGCUGGCCCAAAUUGGGACCUAUAAGGUGGUGCAGGGUGUGCAGUCUGCUCCAGCUGCAACUCCCACUAGGUCAAGGAACGAGCCGGGAAGAGUCCAGAAAAGGAUCCAGGGAAGGAUCCGGGAAGAGUUCAGGAAGGAACUCAGGAAUAUAAAAGUGUGCACACCUCACCUGGACGGUGAAUAGACCAGUGGAAGCAAAUACGGGAGGUGGAAUAUCCCUGGAACAAAGCAGGAGCUUGGGCCAGGUACGGUGGCUCCUACAUCAGCAAUCUGCUAAUAUGGCUGAUGUGAAACUAAGCCCCCUGCUGGACUGGGUGUCUAAUCACAUUAAACAUUUUCCCUGUAAUGGACCCCUUCAAUCAGAAACCUGGCAAGCGGUAGGACAGAGACUUUUCACUACAUCAGGGACAAUCACAGCAGCUAUUAAAGGAAGUCACACGAAUGUCAGCCAUUACACAGCUUCAGAAGCUGAUUCCCCUGAACCCUCAGCACCACCAGAACCCAUAGACGACCCCAAGAUUGACUCAAACCCUGCAGAAUUGCCUUAUCCUGAGAUUAACCCAAGCCCUGCAGAACUGCCGUACUCCGAUAAAAAUCCCUGCGUGGCUGGCCCCUCAGUGUAGAAUUCCCACAUCGCGAGGAGGCAGCGGGCUCACUCCCUGCCCAAAAGGGCAACACAGUAGUCCAGCGAUGGCAAAAAUGCUGGGAAGACACCAUGAAGGAGGGCAAAUUCGCAGUCGCUACAGCCUGCCCGGUAAUAUAUGUGCCAAACCAGCACCCAGCGUACCGAGAGCUAGACUAUAAAGUAAUUAAAGAACUGGGGAUGCUACUAAAAGAAAGUGCCUUAUCCUCCCAUCACGCCCUAACCUACCUAGAAUCCAUCAGUACCACAUACGUCCUCACUCCCCACGACUGGAAAAGCAUAAUGAAAAUUAUCCCAACAGCAGCGCAGUUUGCAGUCUGGCUAACCGAUUACCGAGAGCUGUGUACAGCCCAAGUGCUGCAGGACAGAAAUUCACCAAUUGCCACUGCGCAGCUGAGCAGAGAGAAUGCUUCCGCAGUCCCUGCAGCACAGGCAGCCUACCCACAUGAUAUUUUACAGGAUCCAGCGGAGUCGUUCAUGCAGCUCCUGGACAGACUGCAUGCCACGCUCUCCCGACAAGUCAACAAUGAUGAGGCCAGAACUAUUCUGUGGCAGCAACUUGCUUUCAUAAACACGAAUGAAGAUUGUAGAAAAGCAGUGCUUGCUGUUCAUAAUCCACAUAUUUGUGAUGUAUGUGACACAUUUGCAGAUAUGGUCAGAGCAUGCCGAAAUGUGGGAACUGCUGCUUAUAACUAACUAACUAACUCUCUGGCAGCAGCUUUAGCUGUGCACUUCUGGGCUCCGGACACACAUGUAGGGGUCAGAGCUGGCCGGCCCCAGGACAGGGAUCGGGGUGAGCAGGGCUCAGGACAGUCCUGGCAGGCAUGUUGGCAGUGCUCGGCUCGCUGCAGGUGGCCCGCAGCACCAGGAGCCCCCCAAGCAAGCCUCUGCUGCAGCCCUAUCCCCAUGGCAGCACAGCCACAGGCACAUCAGGGACUGCCAGCCCAUCAAGUACGGCAACGUCACACACAAAGCAUGGCCCAGUGACAACAGCACAGCCGGCCCGGUGCUGCCACCGGAACAUUUGUAUCGUACAUCCACCCAGAAGCAGCAGCCAGAGCACGGGGCCACUGGCAGCAGAAGCAGCUGAGCCGCACUCCUCUGAGGCACAAGGCUGCCAGCAGCAGGUGGGCGGCUCCCCCAGGGCAGGCACUGCCAUAGCACAGCUGUCACUGGGGGCCGGGCCAAGCAGUGGGGAUAUCACUGCCACAGCAGCUGAGUGACAGUUGGGAGCGAGGUUGUGAUUGGCUGGAGGAACACGUGGACAGCGUAUGAGCAGGAAGCUGAUUGGAUGAUAGGACGCAUGGACAGCAGCACUGCAGCUGAGCCAGCCAAUCGGUGCCACCUUUCUGUUAAGUUCUCUUAGGUCUCAGAUUGGUUUCAGUUAUGUCAGGUAGAGAUUAAAGGUAUAAAAAGGGUGUGAUUUCUACAAUAAAUUGAUCUCUUUUGGAUGCAUAAGGCGGUCCAGGUAGUUUGUCCCCCAUUGCUACACCCAACAAACCCAAAUGGGUGAGCAUGUUACUCUGUGAAGUUUUUAGAGACAGCGUUUUCAAAGCCAAACACUAUUUCAGCCUUCAAAAAUGCACAAAAAACGCACAAAAGCCCCCAUGACAAACUACAAGAAUGAAUGUUUGUCUGCAUCUCAACAAGCUCUUCUCAGUAUGGUCAAACCCAGCUAGCACAGAACAAACACCUUGCUUUGUGCAGGGUGUUAGACAGUCUCUAAACAGAAUCUUUUAUGCCAUUUCUCCCAAAUCACCAAGGCUCCUAACUUUCCUUCAUGGGCUCUUCUAGAUUUUAAAACUCUUCUAAUUUCAAUUUUGAGAAUCAAAAGUAUCACUCAUAUCUAACAUAUAAAAAAUAAAGGACCCAGUGUUAUAA